Pseudopipra pipra is the source of this 894-nucleotide messenger RNA. Its product is annotated as ATP-dependent DNA helicase PIF1-like. The transcript is spliced from 6 exons. The record is from RefSeq and is a predicted model, not a curated record. The coding region runs from base 309 to 815 and encodes 168 amino acids. NCBI's taxonomy places the organism in Eukaryota, Metazoa, Chordata, Aves, Passeriformes, Pipridae.
UCGAGUUAAGGGCCGGUUCCGGCGGCAGGGCGGGACUCGCGGUCUCCCGUCCCUCCCGGGGUGUGUGUGGGGGGAAUAACAUGAAGAUUUUUUGGGGUGAAAGCGCAGAAAUUAGCGAGGAGAGGCGCUAAUUUGGGUAAACUCGGUCACCGGAAGUAGAGAGCGACCGGAAAUCCUCCAAGGCCCCCGGCCCUGGGGCACCCAUAAAAAUGAUGUCGAAAUAACUAAUGAGAGACGCUUGCAACAGCUAUCAGAAGUGCACACAUUUGAGGCUUUGGAUAGUGACCCAAUGCUAGUGAAGUUAAUUGAUGCUCAAGUGUCCUGUGGGUGGUAGAGUUGAGCUGAAGCUUGGAGCUCAGGUGAUGCUAGCAAAGAAUCUGGAUGUGUCUCAAGGGCUGGUGAACGGGGCACGAGGCGUUGUUGUAGGAUUUGAAAGUGAACAGAAGGGGCUGCCUAAGGUGAGGUUUCUCUGUGGGGUCACACAGGUCAUAAGAAUGGAGAAAUGGGUCUUCAAAGGACCAUCAGGAGUUCACCUGAGUCGUCAACAGCUGCCUUUAAAGUUGGCAUGGGCCAUUUCCAUUCACAAGAGUCAGGGCAUGUCUUUAGAUUGUGUGGAAAUCUCCCUGUCUCGUGUCUUUGAAAGUGGGCAGGCUUACGUAGCCCUCUCCCGAGCCCGCAGCCUUGCAGGUCUCCGUGUUCUGGAUUUUGACCCAAAAGUAGUGAGAGCUGAUCCUUCUGUGCUGCACUUCUAUAGACAGCUGAGGCGUCAUCAGCUUUUAACCCAGAUUAUAAGGAUGUUGGAUGGAAUUUUUUAGCUAAACUACUGACUAGGAUAUAAUGUAUGAAAUCUGGUUGUAAAAGCAAAAUAAGUUAAUAAAAAAAUCUAAGAGUAAA